Messenger RNA from Gadus macrocephalus (Pacific cod), 2913 nucleotides. RefSeq names its product potassium channel, subfamily K, member 3a (gene kcnk3a). The record is from RefSeq and is a predicted model, not a curated record. Lineage: Eukaryota; Metazoa; Chordata; Actinopteri; Gadiformes; Gadidae. Bases 165 to 1391 code for a protein of 408 amino acids. Gene Ontology annotation, molecular function: potassium ion leak channel activity; open rectifier potassium channel activity. Gene Ontology annotation, cellular component: membrane. Gene Ontology annotation, biological process: potassium ion transmembrane transport; stabilization of membrane potential. The transcript is spliced from 2 exons.
AGAAAAACGCGCGCCUCGGCAAACAGUAGUAUCCUCUCAGAGCUCCAAGCGCAUGGAGCGACGCACCACUCUGUGAGAAACAGAUCAGCCAUGAGCCAGCCAAGUUCCCCAUCCUCAAGAUCCACGCCGAAACUCCCCCAGACCCCAACAAAGUCUUUCUGACCAUGAAGAGGCAAAACGUGAGGACCCUUGCCCUGAUUAUAUGCACGUUCACCUACCUGAUAGUCGGCGCGGCGAUUUUCGAUGUGUUGGAAUCCGAAAAGGAGACGAGCACGAGGACAGAGCUGGACCAGACGAAAAGUGAACUUCUCAAGACCUACAACCUGUCCAAGGACGCCUUCGACCAGCUGGAGAGGGUGGUGCUGCAGCUGAAGCCACACAAAGCUGGGGUGCAGUGGAAAUUCGCCGGGUCUUUUUACUUCGCUAUCACGGUCAUCACAACUAUAGGCUACGGCCAUGCUGCACCCAGCACCGACAGCGGGAAGGCGUUCUGCAUGGCCUACGCCCUGCUGGGCAUCCCCCUCACCCUGGUCAUGUUCCAGAGCCUGGGCGAGCGCAUCAACACCCUGGUCCGCUACCUCCUGCACCGCCUCAAGAAGUGCAUGGGCAUGCGGCGUACGGAGGUGUCCAUGGUCAACAUGGUGAUCAUCGGCUUCGUGUCCUGCAUGAGCACCCUGUGCGUGGGCGCCCUGGCCUUCUCGCAGUUCGAGGGCUGGAGCUUCUUCCACGCCUACUACUACUGCUUCAUCACGCUCACCACCAUCGGCUUCGGCGACUACGUGGCCCUGCAGAAGGACGAGGCGCUGCAGAAGAAGCCCGAGUACGUGGCCUUCAGCUUCAUCUACAUCCUCACGGGCCUGACGGUCAUCGGGGCCUUCCUCAACCUGGUGGUGCUGCGCUUCAUGACCAUGAACGCCGAGGACGAGCGGCGCGACGCCGAGCAGCGGGCGCUCCUGGCCGCCGUCAACGGCCAGGCGGGCGAGCGGCUCCACUGCGUGGUGGACGGCGCCUCCUGCUCCUCCACGCCGUCCGGUUGCGCCGGGGGCAGCGGCGGGGGGGGCGGCGGCGGCGGCAUGGGGAGCAGCAGCGGCGGGCCGGCGAGCCGGGGUCUGCGGAACAUGUACGCGGAGGUGCUCCACUUCCAGUCCAUGUGCUCCUGCCUGUGGUACAAGAGCAGGGAGAAGCUGCAGUACUCCAUCCCUAUGAUCAUCCCCCGGGACCUGUCCUCGUCGGACGCCUACAUGGAGCAGGGCGAGGCCUUCUCAAACCCCCUGCACUCCAACGGGUGCGUGUGCAGCAUGCACCAGCACUCGGGCAUCAGCUCUGUGUCCACGGGGCUGCACAGCAUCAACACCUACAGGGGACUCACCAAGCGCCGCAGCUCCAUCUAGGAGGCCUGGAGGUCCAUUGAUGUCUGGCUGUGGUCCACCACGUUGAAGUCUCAGGCUGGUUUUAAAGCGCCGGGACGAUGUACCAAUAGAUCCAGCCAGGGCUACUGGGUUUGGGGGGCGUGCUGCUUGCGAAAGCACAGCACUGGUUAUCAAAGGGACCCAGUGGAUGAGACGUUUGCCUCUCUCUGGUAGCAUGGAGUCAGGGCACCUGCUGCCGUACACUGCACUACAAUGAUGCCGCCAGACUUUUGACGAUAUCCAUUGGCUCAUAGGCACGUACCCUUCUGUGCAACUGUGGUUACUGAGCGUGAACUGGUUGAUUAUCUCCGCUGGUUGCUGAGAAAAGUAUGUGCAUUUAUGGCUCAAUAUCUGAAGGCAGGGAAUAACAAGGUUCUGCACCUGAACUAGAUACAAAAUAAUAUUCCAAAAAAUAUAAAGACACUACACUGUGAGACAAAAUAUUCACUGACAGAGGGACAUAUAUAUAUAUAUAUAUAGUAUAUAUAGAGCAUAUAUAUACACACCUUUUUUAUUUGACCAAUUUGUUGGUGAAAUCCUUUUUUCCAAAAAUCCUAAUUAUUAUUCUUAACGAUUCUACUUACAACCAUGAAGUGAGAGAUAUAUAUAUAUAUAUCUAUAUAUAGAUAUAUAUAUAUAUAUAUAUGCUACCAUUUCCAAAUAAAUGAAUCUAUAAAUAGCAGCUGUGUACUAUCUAUCUCUUCAUCUGUGUUUUAAAGAUCAGUUUGAAAUCAAAUUAUUUUAAGCUCUUUUGUUACUCAAGAGAUACAAUUUGGAAAUAUGACGUGGACAAUCAUUUCAAUAAAAUCGGUCGGAUAUUGAAUAAAUUGACUUGGUGAAGGACAUUUAAAAAAAGAGACAAGGAAUUCUCAAUGUUAUAUUUGUACAGACCUUUCCAAGGACAUCUUCUGUAAAUGUUUCUGUCUCUAUAUGAAAUUGUUUGUAAUUUGCGCCACUGUUUGUCAUCAUUUUCAUAUUACACAGCUACAUUCAAAUAGUUUAACAGGGCAUGUGGCUCACUUUGUGAACUUCAGUCUUAUCUUUUCACUGCUGCACUUUAAAGUUGUCGUACAACCAUGAAUGCAUUGGAAUAUCAAUGCAAGAGAAAAUGAACACAUUUUUUUCAGGUUUCUUUUGUUGAUUUUAUGUGUUUCAUGUAACUUUUGUUGUUGUUGUUGUUAUAAAUGGCAUGUGCCCCAAACUGAAUUCUUUAUCUUGUGUUUGUCCCUCUCAGUUGUCUUAACUAAAUCAUGAAUGACCUGAGAGUUAGUACAGAAGCAUACCUCAGUAAUAAGAAUACACCCAUAAUGGCACACAUUUUAUGCAUCAGCUUUUGCUCUGGUAUUUUAUGAAACGGUUUUCCGUACAUGAAUGAAGAAAGGUGUAGAAAUAUGUUCAAGGGAUUAUUGAAGGAGAGAUGAUGUGGGAAUAUUUUUGAAAAUAUCUGUCCACUUUAUUUAAAAGAAAUGCAAUACACCUCAAUUUAAAACCACACCUUCAGUCA